CUACAUUCGUUGUGUGGAUUUGAAGCUGAGCAAAAAUGAAAUUCUUCAUCGUUCUCGCCCUUGUGGCAGUGGCCAGUGCCGAUGUAUCGCAUCUCUUUUCGCAUAGCAACAACCUUCAAGAGGAUGGCUAUCACUAUGGUCCCCCAUCUCAUCCUGUGGUGAUCGAUGUGCCAUAUGUGCCACAGCACAGUGUGCCCAAAGUGGUCUACACUCCACCCCCACCACCACCGCCAGUUGUCAAGAAGAUCUACACUCCUCCCCCACCACCACCACCACCAGUAGUUAAGAAGGUCUACACUCCUCCUCCACCACCACCACCACCAGCUGGUAUCCUGAAGGAUGAUGGUUAUCAUUACGCCGAGCCUACCGUCAAAUUCGAAACUGUGGUAAAGACACCCCCUCCACCACCACCCCAACCAACCAAGCCUAAUAUCGAAUAUUUGCCUCCUCCAACCAAGCAUGUCCCUCCCCCACCACCACCACCACCACCAACCAAGAAGGUUAUCUACACUCCACCUCCACCACCCCCACCAAAACCAGUUCCAGAAUAUCUGCCCCCUAAGAAAGUAGUCUACACUCCACCCCCACCACCACCACCACCACCAACCAAGAAGGUUAUCUACACUCCACCUCCACCACCCCCACCAAAACCAGUUCCAGAAUAUCUGCCCCCUAAGAAAGUAGUCUACACUCCACCCCCACCACCACCACCACCACCAACCAAGAAGGUUAUCUACACUCCACCUCCACCAAAACCAGUUCCAGAAUAUCUGCCCCCUAAGAAAGUAGUCUACACUCCACCCCCACCACCACCACCACCACCAACCAAGAAGGUUAUCUACACUCCACCUCCACCACCCCCACCAGUGGUCUACCAUCCGGAGCCUUCCAACAAAAUUGUGGUUGCCCAUCAAGGUUAUAGCUACCCCAACGAUCCCCAGCCAUCUUUUGAAUAUUAA
This is a messenger RNA of Drosophila willistoni, 959 nucleotides long. Its product is annotated as leucine-rich repeat extensin-like protein 3. The record is from RefSeq and is a predicted model, not a curated record. The transcript has 2 exons. Lineage: Eukaryota; Metazoa; Arthropoda; Insecta; Diptera; Drosophilidae. The coding region runs from base 36 to 959 and encodes 307 amino acids.